Molecule: messenger RNA, 2188 nt
Organism: Carcharodon carcharias (great white shark)
Lineage: Eukaryota; Metazoa; Chordata; Chondrichthyes; Lamniformes; Lamnidae
Gene: mlf1
Product: myeloid leukemia factor 1
Exons: 7
Coding region: 192-980 (262 amino acids)
Biological process (GO): regulation of DNA-templated transcription
Cellular component (GO): cytoplasm; nucleus
Source: RefSeq, a predicted model, not a curated record
CAGAAGUAUCUGCGAGAGUGGGUGGAAAGAGGCAGAGUUCCCAAGGUUGGGGGGAGGCUGAUUGUACCUGAAGCAGGGUGGGGAAUCUGAAUCUGCGGGUGCCCAAGACCAAGAUUAAGAUUAAAGGCCGUUGAGAAAGAGCCGAGCGGCAGGAAUAGCAGCAGCUACUCGCUAAACCCGGACCCUGCACCAUGUUUCGUGAAAUGGAAGAGGAUCCGUUCUUCACGGAACCUUUCCAUUCUCACCAUGAACGGCUCCGUCAGAUGAUGGCCAAUGUCCCAAGUUUUAUGGGACAGGACUUCAUGACAAAUAUGUCAGCUGGCAGAAACCCUGAACGGAGAUCCUCAUGCCAACAAGCAACAAUAAAUGAGGCUUCUUCCUGGACAGAUCCCUUCAAUCACAUGAGCACCGUGAUGGAAGAACUCAGAAAAGAAAUGCUUGGCAUGCAAAGUAAACAUGGAAGCCGACCUUCAGAUCCCAGUGGCCACUCUAUGAACAGCUCCAGUGUAAUGACCUAUGCAAAAGUGGGGUGUGAACCUCCCAAAAUAUUCCAAGCUUCCAGUCAUGUACACAAUGUUCCUGGAGGAAUCAAAGAGACAAGACGGGCAGUAAAAGAUUCUGAAAGUGGAGUUGAAAAGAUGUCAAUUGGUCAUCACAUUCAAGACCGUGCUCAUGUCAUUCAGAAAUACAGAAACCAGAGAACAGGUGAUGAAGAAAUUGAUCAAGAAUUUAUCAACCUACAUGAAGAUGAUGCAAUAGGUUUUGACCAAGAAUGGAAGAAUAAGGUGUCAAGGUUUAUGCCUCCCGGAAAAAAUCCAUAUGGUAUUCAGGAUGUAAGAAAAAUCUUGGAAGGACAAAGGAAAACGGGUAAGAGACCAACUGCUCUGUCUCCUACUCCCACCCCUGGUGGUUGUGGCUGUCCUGCUGCGAAUCACAGAGGCUUUAACGGACAUCAUGUGAUGAAACCUGGAAAGAGAUGAACGUUUUGCUGAAACUACCUGGCUCUUCAUUAUGUGUCUCAGGCCAUCUCUGUUUAUUAAGACCAAGGCUGUGCUUUUUAAGCUCUAGUUCAGUUCAUGCAGAAUACUCCAGUUCAUUUUUAGCUUUUGGCUAAAGCUCCAUAACCAGCAUGUCAUUUUUGUCAACAGCAAUACGCAAGAAAUAAAGGGAAUGCACUUUAUAGAAGUUUAUAGUAAAUAUCUACUUAGUCAAGAUAGACACCCAGUAAAAUGGGGUUCAGAAGUACAGGCGAAGAAUUUGAUUUAAUACAGUGACAUUGGUGGGAGGCACAACAUUUUUUUGAGGGGGUGCACAGGAGAUAUAGCUAGAUUUAAAAAUGUGCAGCCAGUUGCCAGCAUUAAGUGCUGCUUAUUGCAUUUGGGAUUUGGGAAGAUGGAAAAUCCAGUAGGCUUACUCCUUUUUGAAGUGAGAACGGACCUGGAUCAGUAGUGUGAGGGAAAAGUCUUUAUGAAGCAGAAGGCUCCAGAGCAUCCUGAUUUUCUGAUACAAAAGCAAAAUAUUGCAAAUGCUGGAAAACUGAAAUAAAAACAAAGCAUUGGAAAAAUUCAGCAGGCCUGGCAGGAUCUGUGGAGAGAGAAACAGAGUUUCAAGCCCAAUAUGAUUUCUUUGGAAUUCUAGGGGUAAAACUCCCCUCCAUGUUUCACAAACUAAUGUGGGCUUGAGAGUGAAUAAAGGUGACUCUUGACCACCUUUAUAUGCUUUCUGUCACCCUGUUUAUUUUUUCCCUUUUUAAAAUUUAUUCCUUAAUAGAUUAAAAAAUUGGACAAUAAUAGUAUUUGCAGAAAAGCUUAUAUACACCUUGUUAGGUGACUAUUGUAUAACGACUAGAUACAACUUCCUCCCGGAAACAAUGACACUGUCAUCAUAGUAUAAUGAAGAUACCAGUAAGCUUACUAAAACAUGAAUUUCAGACCUUUGCCUAGGUGUGACCACGAUUUUAGUGUGAUGAAUUCUCAUUUUAUCUUGUUUCAAGAAAAGUAAAGUGAUUUAAUUUGGCCAGGUGAAACUGUGUGGUCAGUGGCAAAGCCACACGAGUAAGCAAUCUAGGACUUAAUUUUACUGUGGUAAAAUGAUCAGCAAUGUGACAAUAUUUCUAAGUAACAGCAUGCUUCACUGAUAUUGCAGUUUUACUAAGAUUUUUCUACAAAUGCUUACAUAAACUGCAAAG